GAUGAUAGCGCUGAAUUUUGUUAAAAACGAGGCAACAAGGGAUUUCGUUUUAUUGAUCAAACGAACAACAAAAUAAGGUAUUUAGCUAGUGUUAAUCAGUAUCAGAUAAUGGACAAAGCCUUGGGAAUACAAAAACAAAUACGUGAUAAUGCAAAAACAGUAAACAAUUACUUGACCGACUUACAAAAUUGGGAAGUGGAGAUGAAGAGAAAAGAAGCAGCACUCAACGGCCAAUUUGAACAGGACCUCCCACCUGUCCGAAGUAGAGCUAAGAAAGAGAAACCAGUACAAGUGGCAAAGAAAAAGCAAGAGGAAAGAAUCCACUCCUCAGACUACCAGGCAUGGGAGAAAUUUGAUGUUGAGAAAGCAUGUGAAGAGGUAGACAUGGUAGACGUUGGGCCUACAUCACUGGACAGCAAGAGAAGUGAAUCUACCAAACUGGAGAAGCUCAGGGAGGAGGCACAGUAUGAGAAGGAAAGGGGCAACACAUUUGUGAAGCUAGCGAAAUGGGAUGAGGCAAUAGCAUGUUACAACCGCGCAAUAGAGCUGGUCAAGGAUGACGCCAUAUACUACGCCAACAGAGGGCUCUGCUACCUGAAGAAGGACAGCCUCCACCUAGCGGAAAGCGACUGUACGGAAGCGCUCCGCCUGGACCCGACGUAUGUGAAGGCGUUGCAGCGCCGGGCGGCGGCGCGCGAGCGGCUCGGCUCCCUGCGCGCCGCCGCCGCCGACCUCACGCGCGUGCUCGAGCUAGAGCCCAAGAACAACCAGGCCCGGACCCAACUCAGCGCCCUCAAAACCAGAAUGGGAACUAAGGGGUCUAAGUCUAAAUCAUCACCGCCGUCGCCUUUGUCCCCGUCAUCACCUUCGACCCCUGUGAAGGAAACCAAACCGGUCGUGACGAAUAUAGUGGAAGAGAAGCCAGCGAACAAAUUAGAAAGCGCAGAGGACAAGUGGCGAGACGGAAUCGGAGAGAACAUCACUGUCAUCAAACCAGUAAAGAAACCACCACAUCUCAGGUCUAAGAGACCACUUAAACCAAUAACAAUAAAAGAAAUACAACUAGGCAAAACAAUGGUCGAAAAGCCACCAACGCGGCUGAAGAUAGAAGAGAUACCGGACACCAAUGGCAGCACAGACUCAAACAAGACCGACCCAGAGAGGCUGACCAACGAGCGUGGCGACUUCAGCCCAGAGUCCACCAAACUGGUGCAAGAUGCUGUCACCAAAGAGAAGAAUGUGAAGAGUCUAGCGCCACCUGUCAACAGUGUGCAGUUCAUGACCCAGUGGAAGGAGUUGCAAGGGAAUGAAGAUGCUCAGAGUGAUUACUUGAGUAUAAUCGAUCCGUGUAAGAUCCCGUCGAUAUUCGCGAACGCGUUGGAGAGCUCGGUGCUGUCGCAGCUGGUGAGCGCGCUGCACGCGCAUGCGCACAAGUUCUCGCGCGUGACUGCGUACCUGCAGGCGCUGUGUAACGUCAAGCGCUUCUCCGCACUCGCCAUGUUCCUCUCCGUGGAGGACAAACAGCAUUUAAAAAAAAUCCUUGAACACUGUAAAACUGUGGAAAACAGCAGUGACGAGGUAAUCGAGGAUCUGAAGAACAAAUAUGAACUCUAAAGGCAAGGUGUCGCAGUCUAGUUAAAUUUAAAUUGUAGAUCUAUGAGGAAUUGAGGGAGCAUACGGAGGUAUAAGUUUAGUUUAAAAAAAAAUGUAAUGGUGCGUCUUGUGUCAAUUUCCUUAUCGCAAUAUCUUCUUUCCUCUUUAAACUGAGCACUAAAUGUGAUCAGUUUAAAUACCUAUAUUCUCUAUGCCCCUGUACGUCACGCGAUUUAAAACUAUUUCAAUGCAUUAUUGUAGCCAAUUUGACGUCUACGUUGUAUGUAACUUGUUCUAUGCGGCCAACGUUACAGGACGUCUACAUUUUACAGUGGACGUGUUAUGACGUCAUUCAUAUAUUCACUAAUCAUUGGACAACACACACACGCCUUUUAUGCCUGAAGAGGUAAGCAGAGAAGUGAAGCCACUUUUCGAUUUGUGUAUUCUGUCCCAUGAUAUAAUAGUCGCCUAGCAGUGGAGUAGUUAUUCUUUUUUUUAUUGCUUUAAAAGCGGUAAGCGAUACGACCGCCCAUAAACAAUAGAAACACCAUGCAAGAACUUGAAUAACAAAGUACUGUUUGGUAUUCCACUGCGCUUGCCAUCCUAAGACCUUAAAUAUUGUCUUAUGUCCAGUAGUUACACUGGCUACAAUGUUCUUCAAAACAGAACACAACAGUGACUACCCUGCUGCUUGGCGACAGAAAUAGACAUUGCGAUGGUACCUACCCAGGCGGAGUCUCACAUAUGAGACCUAAAACUAGUGGCAACUAAUUAGUAUUCAAUAAGCUCGCGCCUUUACUUACGUCCUACGCAACUAGCUUAUAGAGAUAUGCUAGUGUUUAGUUUGUGUUGAUCGGAGUCCAAACUAGCAUACUAAAUUAAACUCCUAGGAUGGCACUGAGUAAGUCUGUAUUUCCAAUGUUCCAGAGUACGUUAAUAGACAGCGGCGUCCUUAAGUGGUAAUGGUAACAAAUUAGUAGGUGUACUGCAUUAAUAAAGGCGCUUUUAUAUGGGAGGCAUGAUGUGACAGUAGCUGCGCAAGUGUGUGUGUAUUCCUAUACUGGCAUUUAGAUACACCAAUUUCCCACCCUUCGUAACGAAGAGGCCUACUUCAUAACACACCGCAUAGAAAAAGUUACAAAAUUACUUAUAAUAUCUAUUUCAAAUUAGAAUUCAUAUUUCAAUUGUCUAUGUAUGGAAACCAGGUUUUACUUUAUUGUUAAUGUUUUUUAUUACUGGUGCAAUGAGUGAUUUAUGUUGAUUGCUUUAUGGGCUCCUAAUAAACUAUUAAAAAUAU
Manduca sexta (tobacco hornworm) is the source of this 2890-nucleotide messenger RNA. Its product is annotated as RNA polymerase II-associated protein 3. The transcript is spliced from 9 exons. Bases 109 to 1614 code for a protein of 501 amino acids. The record is from RefSeq and is a predicted model, not a curated record. Gene Ontology annotation, molecular function: protein binding. NCBI's taxonomy places the organism in Eukaryota, Metazoa, Arthropoda, Insecta, Lepidoptera, Sphingidae.